Molecule: messenger RNA, 13636 nt
Organism: Chroicocephalus ridibundus (black-headed gull)
Lineage: Eukaryota; Metazoa; Chordata; Aves; Charadriiformes; Laridae
Gene: UBE3A
Product: ubiquitin protein ligase E3A
Exons: 15
Coding region: 775-3417 (880 amino acids)
Biological process (GO): protein polyubiquitination; ubiquitin-dependent protein catabolic process
Molecular function (GO): ubiquitin protein ligase activity
Source: RefSeq, a predicted model, not a curated record
GGGUCCUCCUUCCUGCCCACCCCCGCCCGCCGCCAGUCCUCCGAGCCUGCGCCGCGCCGAUAUCCGCGUUGCUCCCAAGAUGGUGGCGUGGGGCUCGGGCUGAGAGCGAACGAGUUCGGCGAGAGGAGGCGCCACCCGCGGGCCCGGCCCGCCCUCCCGCCCCGCCGGCCUCGCCAAGGCCGCUCGCCUCUCCCUUCCCCGCCCCGCCAGGCCGCGGCCCUGUCUCUCUCCGCCCCGGCGGCUCCACCGGCAGCAGCAGCGGCGCCUCCUCAUCCUCGCCUGCGGCCCGGCCCCGAGCGCGGCGCGGCCCCCGCAUGAGCCCAGGCGGCGGCGGCGGGAGUGACCGGGAGCAGCAGGCCGCGGCGCCCAGGGUGGUGAAGAAUUAGGAGAAGCUGCAGUUGUUCCGCUGAGUGGAACUAAAUGGGUGGCUUCCCUCUGGACCCUCACUUCACUGUCUUAGGUACAAGAACUGUAGAAGCCCACUUUAGAAUUUGAAAGAACAAGUUUCUGCAUCUCUGGAAAGAUAUGCCAUGGAAGUAAUCAGCUGGGGUGGUCCCAGGGCGCUCUGGGCACGAGUAUUGCUGAGUGAUCAUUGGCUGCCACCUGCGUGACAAAGUAAAGGACCAACCCUUCAAUUUAUACCAGUGGAGCCAGAUCACGGGAAACAAUUGACAGAGUUGUUAAGCUUAUGCUUAGCCCAGCGUGAUACAGGAUUGGUGUGACAACUCGUUUUUAAUCAGUGACUCAAAAUUGUGAUCACCCUGAUGUCACCGAAUGGCCACAGCUUGUAAAAGAUCACCAGGAGAACCUCACUCUGAAAACAUUGAAACUAGCCGAAUGAAGCGAGCAGCUGCAAAGCAUCUAAUAGAGCGCUACUACCACCAGUUAACUGAGGGCUGUGGAAAUGAAGCCUGCACGAAUGAAUUUUGUGCUUCCUGUCCAACUUUUCUCCGUAUGGAUAACAAUGCAGCAGCCAUUAAGGCCCUCGAGCUUUAUAAGAUUAAUGCAAAACUCUGUGAUCCUCAUCCCUCCAAGAAAGGAACGAGCUCAGCUUACCUAGAAAACAAUUCCAAAGGUGCCCAUAACAAUUCCUGCACUGACAGAAAAAUGAACAAGAAGGAAAUGCAAGGCCCAAGAGAUGACUUUAAAGAUGUGACUUUUCUAACAGAAGACAAGAUAUAUGAAAUUCUUGAACUAUGUCGAGAGAAAGAGGAUUAUUCCCCUUUAAUCCGGGUGAUUGGGAGAGUAUUUUCUAGUGCUGAAGCAUUGGUGCAGAGUUUCCGAAAAGCCAAGCAGCACACCAAGGAGGAGCUCAAGUCUCUUCAAGGAAAGGAUGAAGAUAAAGAUGAAGAUGAGAAGGAAAAAGCUGCCUGUUCGGCUGCUGCUAUGGAAGAAGAUUCAGGCGCAUCAUCGUCUUCAUCAUCCAGAAUAGGUGAUAACCCACAGGGAGAUAACAACCUCCAAAAACUAGGCCCGGAUGAAGUGUCUGUAGAUAUUGAAGCAGUCAGGCGGGUCUAUGAUAGAUUACUUUCUAAUGAAAAAAUAGAAACUGCCUUUUUAAAUGCACUUGUGUACUUGUCACCUAAUGUGGAAUGUGACUUGACUUAUCAUAAUGUGUACUCUCGGGAUCCUAACUAUCUGAAUUUGUUUAUUAUCGUUAUGGAGAAUGGCAAUCUUCAUAGCCCAGAGUAUCUGGAAAUGGCUCUACCGUUGUUUUGCAAAGCAAUGAGCAAACUGCCCCUUGCAGCUCAAGCAAAACUGGUCAGAUUGUGGUCUAAGUAUAGAGCAGACCAAAUUCGGAGAAUGAUGGAAACAUUUCAGCAGCUUAUUACUUACAAAGUCAUAAGCAAUGAGUUCAAUAGUCGUAACCUAGUGAAUGAUGAUGAUGCUGUUGUUGCUGCUUCAAAGUGCUUGAAAAUGGUUUACUAUGCAAAUGUAGUAGGAGGGGAUGUGGAUACAGAUCAUAACGAAGAAGAAGAUGAAGAACCCAUCCCAGAAUCAAGUGAACUAACUCUUCAAGAGCUAUUGGGUGAGGAAAGAAGAAAUAAAAAGGGUCCUCGAGUGGACCCACUGGAAACUGAACUUGGUGUUAAAACUAUAGAUUGCAGAAAACCACUUAUCCCUUUUGAAGAAUUUAUUAAUGAACCACUGAAUGAUGUUCUAGAAAUGGACAAAGACUACACUUUCUUCAAAGUAGAAACAGAAAAUAAAUUCUCUUUUAUGACCUGUCCCUUCAUAUUGAAUGCUGUUACCAAGAACCUGGGAUUGUAUUAUGACAAUAGAAUCCGGAUGUACAGUGAAAGACGCAUAACUGUACUCUACAGCUUAGUUCAAGGACAGCAGCUCAACCCCUAUUUGCGACUUAAAGUGCGACGUGAUCACAUCAUAGAUGAUGCGCUCGUCCGGCUAGAGAUGAUUGCCAUGGAAAAUCCUGCAGACUUGAAGAAGCAAUUGUAUGUUGAAUUUGAAGGAGAGCAAGGGGUAGAUGAAGGAGGUGUUUCCAAAGAAUUUUUUCAACUGGUUGUGGAAGAAAUCUUCAAUCCAGAUAUUGGGAUGUUCACAUAUGAUGAAUCUACAAAACUGUUUUGGUUUAAUCCGUCCUCUUUUGAAACUGAGGGUCAGUUUACACUGAUUGGCAUAGUACUGGGUCUGGCUAUUUACAAUAACUGUAUACUGGAUGUACAUUUUCCCAUGGUUGUCUACAGGAAGCUAAUGGGCAAAAAAGGAACUUUCCGUGAUCUGGCAGACUCUCAUCCUGUUCUUUACCAGAGUUUGAGAGACUUACUAGAGUAUGAAGGAAGUGUGGAAGAUGAUAUGAUGAUAACGUUUCAAAUAUCUCAUACGGAUCUCUUUGGCAAUCCAAUGAUGCAUGAUUUAAAGGAAAACGGUGAUAAAAUUCCUAUUACGAAUGAAAAUAGAAAGGAAUUUGUCAAUCUGUAUGCUGACUAUAUACUCAAUAAAUCAGUAGAAAAGCAGUUCAAGGCCUUUCGGAGAGGAUUCCACAUGGUGACCAAUGAAUCUCCUUUGAAAUAUUUAUUUAGACCAGAGGAAAUUGAAUUACUUAUUUGUGGAAGUAGGAAUUUAGAUUUUCAAGCACUAGAAGAAACUACAGAAUAUGAUGGUGGCUAUACGAGAGACUCUCUUAUUAUUAGGGAAUUCUGGGAAAUAGUCCAUUCAUUUACAGAUGAACAGAAAAGACUAUUCUUACAGUUUACAACAGGCACAGACAGAGCCCCUGUGGGAGGUCUUGGAAAAUUAAAGAUGAUCAUAGCCAAAAAUGGCCCAGAUACAGAGAGGUUACCUACAUCUCACACAUGCUUUAAUGUACUUUUGCUUCCGGAGUAUUCAAGCAAAGAAAAGCUUAAAGAAAGAUUAUUGAAGGCCAUCACAUAUGCCAAAGGAUUUGGCAUGCUGUAAUAAAUAUAACAAAAGGGAUUAAAAAAAAAUGAUGGUGAUGAUGUCCCUGUCCAAAAAGGCCAUAAGAUAGUGAGCUACAGUAGUCACCUGUGUUUUGUGCCUCCCUUCUUUACUGGGGACAUUGGGCUGGAACAGCAGAUUUCAGCUGCUUAUAUGAACAAAAUCUUUAUUUUUUCUUUUAGCGUGAAAGUGUUACAUAUUCUUUCACUUGUAUGUACAGAGAGGUUUUCCUGAAUAUUUAUUUUAAGGGUUAAAUCACUUUUGCUUGUGUUUAUUACUGCUUGAAGUUGAGCCUUUUUGAGUAUUUACAAGAAAACAAACUGUACUCUCCCAAGGAAAAUAUUGCCAUCAUUUGUAGACCAUGUAACCUUCAAGUAUGUGCUAUAUUUUUGUCCCUGUAUCUAAUCAAAUCAAGAACUGUACUUUUUGAAGAGUUUGCUUUUGAAACUUGAAGUCUUGGAAAACAGUGUGAUGCAAUUACUGCUGUUCUAGCCCCCAAAGAGUUUCUGUGCAAAAUCUUAAGAAUCAAUAAAGAUGGAAGGGAGAACUUGGAAUGUUAAAUUGCAGCCUUGAGAACUUUACUUUAGUCACAGCACAACAAUUAAAAUUCAUUUCACUAUAUGUUGUCUUCACAUGUCUUGUAAUAAACUGUGUUUUUAAUUAGGAAACAUUUCUUAGCAUAUGAAAGGGUAGAAAUUUUAGUUACUUUUUUAAAAAAAGUUUACUGGGGAAAGUGCAUUUUCAACUGAACAGCUUUAGAGUAGGGAGUGAAGUGUUUGGAAAAAAGAUAGGAAGUUUUUGCUAUAUUAUAAACAAAGCAUGUGGAAGUGCACUUAAAAUGAAGUUUUAUUCUUAACUGCCUAUUAUGUUGACAUUUUAAAUAGACAAUCCAAAGUCUUCCCUACGUGUUAUGUCAUCACCGUUUAUUUAAUGAAUCGUUGUUCCUACUUAUCAAGGCACAUGAUCAGUGUUGCAACAUAAUCUAAAGGGAUGGCUACUGUAUUUUAAUCUCAUCUAACAAUAAGCAAAAUUGAACAAUAUUAAACGUAAGGCCUACUUCAUGUUGUACACUUCCAACCAUUAAAUAAACUGUUAGAAAGCAAGUACUAAGGUUAUGUUCAUCUGCUACAUAAAGUAUUCAGUAGGUUUUUAAUUUAACUCUACAAACCAUAUCAGAAAUAAAUCCUUUACCUUUCGUAGUCUGUGUUUAAUGUUAAUUUCUCCUGUUGCAAUAUUCCGAUAAAGGGAUCAUGCGUUUUUAAGAGAAGACAUAGCCGGCAUAUCUCUUUUAUAAUACAAGCUGCAGCGGAUGUGCAGAGCUGAGCUUGUGCCUUGACAACUGCUAUAACUGACUACUACCGAUCAAACCCGUGACUGUGUGGAAUUGGCAUUAAAAGGGAUAGUUUUGAAAUCAUUGGAGAAAGAAAAGAUGUCUUUCAGGACUAUUUUAAUAAAUUCUUUCUAGUAAUAGAAACAGACAACUGUUAUGUGACUAUGAUGCUGAAUAAAACGGUGACCUUUUUUUCACCACGGUUCAGUGAAAAAGAAAACAAGUGACUUCCUUACUUUGACAAAUUGGAUAUUAAAUCAUUUAAUUAGAAAACGUUGUAGUACAGCAUAAUUUGAGGGUUACAGGUAUGUAAAACUCACCAGAAGUGAGCUCUAGUGAUGCGGGAUCCAGCUGUCUUCCCCUCUCAAAUCCAAGCUGCUGGUCUGGACUUGGGGACUGGAACUUGCUGGGGAGGGAGAGGCGCUGGCUGGCCCCUGGUCUUGGAUCUCGAGGUGGCACUUAGGGUAUGCCUUUUUGAAUGUCCACCUCGUUGCCUGUCCUUGAAGAGGAAAAAACAAGAUAGAUACCCUGCCUCUCAGUAGGGCGGUUAACAACAGUUCUUGCCAAUUUCCUUCAGGUUUGGGGCGUCUUUGACUGUAAGUGGUGAGAUCAAGGUUUGCCGAGAACCUUGAGGUGUUUUGUUACAAGUAUGAACCACAUCAUGAUACUGCUGUGUGGUAUGUACUACAUCAGUAGUCUAAUGCUGUUAAGCUAUCGCCCUGUACCUUGUUUUAUUUUGAUGUAGCUAUGGAUGGUGGUUAUACCCAGCUGACAAGUGUAUGAAAUUCAUGCUGGUUUUUUAUAUAGGUCCAAAAGCUGGGCAGACAGCGUAAUCGGAUAGCAAUACAAAGUUCUCUGACUGAAUUGUUGACAUUGUAAAUAUGCUUUUUCUGUCUUCCUUUAGCAUUAAGAUUAAAAUAAUACAUAAUUGUAUUGGCCUUUAAAAGCAUAAGUGAUUUUUCAAGGAAUCAUUCUCAGGUAAGAUACAAGUACUUUAUAUUUGACAGAUUUCCCAUUUAAGUAUAUACCGCCUCCCUCAAAAUGCCACUGUAUUGAAACCUUAUCUCAUUUGUGGUGGCAUAAAUGUGCUAAUUGUCCAGCAGCAGCAGUUGAUAAGGCUUAAAAUAAAUAAAUCUUGAGGUCUUGUAGCUGCAAGCUGCCCUCCUGCCCUGCAGAAGUUCCGGUCAGUCUUCUGUUGCUUGAAAGGUUUGUCAAAGUGGAGAAAAAUGCUGUUUAAGUUUUGUUUGUUUGGGUCGUUUUUUCUGGGCUCCAGGUACACACAGAAUGUCUUUCACCCUCACAUUUUCAUAGCAUUUAGCAAAUUUUAGGUCCAUGAAACUUACCUCAAAAACUUAGGUGUACUUAUGGGUCACUGAAGUACCUCUCACGUGAGCCAGAAAACUCCUCUUCCAAGGUAGCAGUCUGAUGCCAGGAUGCUGGUGCUCUCUCCUCAGGGUGUCCUUAAUAUGUUAACAAGCAAGUAUUUUGCGCAUCUCAGCAUUGUCUCAUUUGACAAGUGACAAAUGCCUCUUUGAGCAUUUCCUUCUGCGCCCUAAUAGACUGCCAAAAUGCUUCCAACCUCAGUGCAAAGGGGACAUCAGAGUUUUAGCUGUAUUUUUUAGUAUCAUGGGCCUCAAAUGACGGUAAUGCCAGAUGCCUUGAAAGAAUCAUCUUAAGUACUGAAAAAAUAUGGUAUUUUUUCAGAUUUUAUUAGGAGUGAAGGAGUAGUUUUGUUUAGCUCUAAAGGUACGUUGGCAGGUGAGUGCAAGAACAGAGCAUCACCUUUUCAAAGAUGAAGGCUCUUGUUGAUAAAAAGAUUUCAGGAACAGCCCUCAGGAGUGAGAAGAGUUCAUCUAACUAAGGAAUAGUGUUUUGUAAACUUCUAACUGGGUUUCUUCCAUUCAGCAGGCAGUAGCCUGAGACAGGACUGUGGGCAGCCAAGGAGACCCUCUCCGGCCCUGUGCUUUGAGGAAAGCUGAUGCAGGAAUGGGCUGGCAAUGAGCCUGGGCCUCCAAGCAGCUCUGUGUUACAGUAGUCAACCCGUGCCAUGAGACAUCCAACAGCGGUCUUCACUGUUGAAGCAGGAGCUUCAUACCACAUGUCCUACCCCACGGGUGUGAUGUACCUGCUGGGCUGAGCCUCCAGAUAGCCUGCAGUGUGGGCCACCCGGACGCUUGCCCAGGUUUCUGCUCUGUGGAGUGGGGCGCAGGUUUCCACGCUGCUGAUGCUCAGGAGGAGGACAGCCCCCACAGCAUCUGCUUUAAGGUGCUUCCCUAGCAUUGUUAUUGCCUAGUACCUCCAAGUAAAUUUUUAAGCUCACCAGGGGAUUAAAAAUUUCCUGAUUGUCUCAAGAAGUUUCAGAAUGAAGAUACUUCAGUCAGGCUGAAUAGUUGAGCUGUGCCUUAUUAUCGUAGAAUCAUAGAGUUGCCUAGGUUGGAAGGGACCUUUCAGAUCAUCUAGUCCAGCCAUCAACCUAAGUCUGACAAGAACCAUCACUAAACCAUAUCUCUAAGCACUAUGUCCACCCAUCUUUUAAAUACCUCCAGGGAUGGUGCCUCAACCACUGCCCUGGGCAGCCUGUUCCAAUGCUUAACAACCCUUUCAGUGUAAAAAUUUUUCCUACUACCCAGUCUAAACCUCCCCUGGCAAAACUUGAGGCCGAGCAGGAACAUCUUCCAACUUUAGCUAUGCAAAAUCGAGCCUUUCCUGACAAGAGUUUAGUUUAUUAUGGCUAGUCUCAGAACCUCAGGGUUUGUCGUAAGUUACCUACAGUUCCCGUUUGUACUUGUGCACAACUUUCCUUAAAAGUUUCAGAAUUAUUGAAGUGAUCAAAGUUGUCACCAAAUCCGUGAGACCAUCAGGGACUUGAAAUGAAUUUUAUUAAGGAUUUCAGUUUUACAUGGUAUCAUAGAAGAGACACUGCUUUGGAAAUAGAGUUGAUACUGGCAUUUGCCUUUAUAUGGGUCACUUCUUAUGCAGAUGAAUUCAUUUGAAAAACCCAUGAAAUAAUGGCAUGUAUUUUUCUCCAGUGCUCCAUCUAAAGAUGUCUUCUGCAGUUGAUUUCUUUAUUAUUUUUUCAUUAACAAAAUUGAAAAGGAUGUCUUGGUGCUGGAUUUCUCUAAGCAUUAAUUUUAAAUGUUAUUUGCUAGCACUGGGCUGUAUGCUGCACAGCUGUUUCUGUCUUCAUAGCUUUGCUGUAAUUAAACCACCAAGCGAGGGGCUGACCGGCGCUCAGAGGGCUUUCCUGCCACUGGUGCGGCAUCCUGAUGUACCGCCUUGUCACUGAAUGUGGGAAUCUCCUUCUUCAUGGUGUCCCAGAAGUCUCCGGUGUGUCUUCGAUUGAGUUUCUGGUAAGUGGCAUCGUGGCCAAGCCUGAAGCGGCGCAACUGCAGUUCACUGCAACUGCAGACCAGGCGGACCAGGGGCUGCCCAGCCUGUUGAAAGCUGCUGUGAUAGAAUGCACGGGGAGCAGAAAAAGCAGCUUUCUCCUUGAUGUGUCCAUGGAUUGUGUCUCCUGCGAGCUUUCCUUUCCAAAGAACAGAAAGUGGGGUAUGGUAGGUGUUGGUUUGGGAUCCCACGUUCUCCUUGGAACAGAAGGAGGGAAUUUCCAACCAACAGGCAUGAGGCUGCAAGGAGAAAAGGCUUGUGAUCUUUGAAAGCAAUAAUCCAUCGUUUUUUUCUUUUUUCACUUUUUUUUCUCUCUCCUUAGAAAAAUGUAGUAUUUCUUUCACUUGGAUGGAAAUUCCCAUUUCUCUGAGACAUUGGUCCCGCUUGCAAUGGCUGGUUUAUGGGAUGGGCCCUGGGCGGGAGCUGGGCUUGGCUGGAGAAGUCCCUCCAGCUGUUGGUUGGUGGGGGAGCGAGUGAAAGGGUGAGAUGGGAGAGGAGGAGAUGGGUUGGAAGAAAAAAGUAACUAGGUGGGAAGAGAAGCAGUUCAAAAUGGAUUUUGAUUGAGCGAGAGACUAGGGAGGAUGAAUGAAGCAGAGGCCUGGUUUGAUUUUAUUGUUUUAACUGAAAGGCUCUUGGGGAGACGAGGGCUGGUGGGAAGGUGGUUUUAAUUGCAGAGGUGCCGCUUUGCGAUACACAAGCGUGGUCUUGUUCUCUUCUGCAGCGUUUGUAGGAUACAUCCAGAGAGUGGUCCUGAUAAAUAACUGAAGUCUACCUAGUAGACGUGGGUUUAUGGAUGUCUGUUACUCGACGUGAAUUCUGCUUCAGGAUUUCUAUGAGGGGAAACUUCUAAGAGACAAGGACAUCAGACACACAAGUAGCGGGUGGGAACUGUUAUUCUAUUUUAGGAUAAUAACAUAGCGUUAGGAACUGCUGCAUUAUCUUCCGGGGGGGCUUUACACAUAGUUUUGAGACUUAAAAAUGAAGCCAGAGCUGACUGUGGAAGUCAGCCGGUGGUCGCUGGAAUGGUGCUGCUGCUCGUACCGGCUUGGUUGGCAACCAGCACUGAGCAAUGUCAAGCGAGGAUAAAAACUGCAGCAGCUUGAAGAUCUGUGGCAGAGCUCUUGUCAUGUGCAAAGCUGACGUGAAGCUUUUCUUCUUACUGUCGCCGAAAGCUCUGCUGUACGUUUCUGCUGUGCCAGUGGGUUCACCCACACAGAGAAAAAUCCCUUACAUCUAGCUUCCCACGGCGUCUUUUUGCUUCCAGAUCUGUGUAGUGCAGCAGCGUAAGUAAAGAUGCUCACAGGUAACCGUACACAAUGGCAACUAGUUGAAUGUUUUUGUUCUAAGUUUUGAGCUGCUGUAAGUUUCGUGCUGCUACGUUUGGUUUAGUUAUUUCCCAUUGCAAGCACUCGAUAUGGGAGCAGCAAGGGAUAGAGAACAGGUGAGCUAAUAUGAUAGAAUUAAUCAUUUUAGUGUUUCCCAAUAUAACUGGUUUUAAUAAAAAAUGGGAAACUCAGCACUAGAACGUUUCCUAGAUGAAAGCAUGUUUUCAAAAGAAUAAUCUCCUUUGUGCUAUGUACAAUGAUGCAUUUUAUUAACUUUUUUUAAUUGCUAUCUGCACACGAAGAAUCCUAUGAACUUUGUAGCACGUCACCUAAAAUAAAGCAGGUGACACUUUGGCCUCACCAGCACUUACACUUUCUUUUCAAAACACAACACAGACUUCUUUGUGAGUGUCUGAUAAGGAUUGUUCUUGGGCCAGGUUUCUUUCCACCUUGAAUCUCUCCGGGGAGGGUCUCAUAUUCCCAAACUAAAAUUCCCAAGUGGGUAUCUCUAACAAAGUUCCUGUCCGGCUGCAGCCUUUGGGCUCUGCCUUUGUCAGGCUCCACUUCCUGCCCCAGCUGUAAUUGCCAGCAGCCAGCCCCGGUGAGAGCGUCGCUCCUGUGCCAGGAGUUGUUCCAGACAGCGGACCUCAGGCCUUCCAGAGGCAAUCCUGCUCCAGACCUGCAGCUUUUUGGGAUAAGCAGUUUGACGUUGUCAUCUCUGCCAGUUUCUUUGAUGGCUUUGCUUUUGGAGAAGAGGCGCUUUCGUGGUGUCUCAGCCCUAGGAAAGGUUUCCUGGGUUCAGGACUCUGUUUCUGGGACCACCCACUGCUGCUGUUGCCACCUUCAGAGGAUGGUUUUAGCCCUUUCUCUCUCUUUUGUGCCCUUGGCUUCUCCCGAAGGGACAGCAGGUGGCCUGAAGCCAGCGCUCUCGGCUGCCAUGUCCCGCUGAAGACCAGGGGUUGCAAUGGGGGAAGCUGGAGGUGCAGAAGCAACUCUGGCCUGCCUGCUGCCUCAGCCUCGCUGCUGCUGGGCUGUGGGUGGUAAAAAUGGGCUGUUUCGGCAGUUUCUUCCCAGCAUCUGCAAGAUGGGAGCCUCCAGCAGCCGUAUCCUGCUGGUUUUCACCUUUCCUCUGGGAAUCUCCCACCCCAAGGCUGGUUGCAGCCUCUGGAGUCUCCCAGUGGCUGAUGGCAGCAUCAGUUGGUCUCAUCACCUGAGUUAACUGCAAUUUUUUUUCCUCCCCUACACAAGUGAGAGUGACGCCUUGUAGGACUGACACCUGUAUGGAGUAGGUAGCUCUGCUGUGCUGCACAACGCUUCUCCCGCCCUCGGCACCGGCGAUGUCCCUGUUGCCCAUGGGUCCGCCGUGGGCCCCUUCUGGCCACCAAAGUUUAAGUGUAAAUCAGUGGUAGAAAACUGCCUGGUCAAUAGAAAGGGGCUUCCCAGCUCGCUUUCCCCGGGGCUCCAGGUCGCUCUGUCUCUUCUGUAGCAGCCUCUCUUCCCUGGCGGCAGGAACCUGAGCCGCCUGGUGCUUCUCCCUGGCUCGGGACACGUCUGUCCCCGUUGCUCUUGGCUGCAGUUUUGAACUGCCACCACCUGCCCUGAGGUGCUGCAUCACUCUUCCCUUGCUCCUCUCCUUAUCGCCCUCAUCCUCCUUCGGCUGCCAGCGCCUGCGGCUGGUGCAGUUCGGGUAUGGCAGGAGGAACCUUUUCAAAGCAGUUGGCCCUGAAACCCCGAACUGAAAGUGUUUUGUUUGGGGCAGCUCCUCUGCCAAACCUGCCCGCUGGCCGGGAGCCUCGCCCGCCCUGUCAGUGCUCUGCUCUGAACCACGCACGGAGAAGCCUGGUCGUGGCUCACAGGACAAAUGAGCUGUGGUGGCAACCAACGUGUUUGGAAAGGCACGAGGCGCUUCCCUAGAAAAGCUCUGCAGCUUUUUGUUGCUAGACAUAAGCCUUUUUUUUUUUCCUAACCUUCCUGCAAGUGUAGUCGGAGGCAGCUGUGUUAUUGCAAGGAGAUGAGGCAUUGAGUUUCCAGUAGUCAGACUCCAUUAAAAAAACCCACCUCUGGAUCAUUUCCUUCACCAUGGAGUGCCCAAAGUCGCUGCUGUAAGAGAGGCUUCCUUGUGCCACGCAUUGGACAAGUACCCAUGAACAAGCAGCCCCGAGGACGUGCUUUAAACAGCAUAAAUUUGCAAGUAAUUUGAAAAUAGUGGGAAUCCCACUGAAGCUUGUUGGAUGAGUUAUCUGCACCGUUCUCCAAGUCAAAUAUUCGUACUUCAGCGGGGAACUGGCAGUCGGUUCUCCUAAAAAGAGUAGAUCUUUGCAGCGUGGUCAGUUUGAUUCAUCAGCCCUGGAGGCAAACUGUGCCAAAAAAAAUAAAAAUAAUCCUUUCGUGCUUCUCUUCCUCCAUCUCUGGAAAGGCAGGUAGUGCCCCUGGGCUCUUGCUGUGCUGCCCCCCUGGAGGGGCUGCUCAGGUGUAGUGGCUGCUGUGGGGUGGCUCCCCUGCCAGGGCCAUGGGGGGGAAAAAACUGUUGGCAAUAAAACCAGAAUGGUUUUAUUGGUUUCUUUUGUUGGUUUCUUUUUAUUCUUGUCAGGAAAGUAAAGAAAGCCACAUCUGGAGUACUGUGUCCAGUUCUGGGCUCCUCUGUUCAAGAAGGAUGGGGAACUGCUGGAGAGGGUGCAGCAAAGGGCUACCAAGGUGCUGAGGGGACUGGAACACCUCUCUUAUGAAGAAAGGCUGAGGGAUUUGGGUCUCUUCAGUCUGGAAAAAAAGACAACUGAGGGGGGACCUUAUCAACGCUUAUAAAUACUCAAAGGGUGGGUGUCAGGAGGAUGGGGCCAGGCUCUUUUCAGUGGUGCCCCGUGACAGGAGAAGAGGCAACAGCCACAAACUUGAGCAUAGGAAGUUCCACCUAAACAUGAGGAGGAACUUCGAGGGUGGCAGAGCACUGGAAGAGGCUGCCCAGAGAGGUGGUGGAGUCUCUGUCUCUGGAGACAUUCAAAACCCACCUGGAUGCGUUCCUGUGCAACCUGCUGUAGGUGACCCUGCUCUGGCAGGGGGUUGGACUAGAUGAUCUCCAGAGGUCCCUUCCAACCCCUGCCAUGCUGUGAUUCUGUGAAAUGACAUGUUAAAACAGACAAAAAGAUGAGAAAAUAAUAGCUAUUCCUCAAGCUGCUCAUCAGUCUGGAAUACAGUUGUGCUUUCCUGAUUUUCCAUGUUAUUGUUCAUCAGUUGCUCUGUUACAGAAAGGUUGAUGCCAGCCACAACAAACGUUAGGGAAAGACAAACGGAAUAGCAACCAUUAGUAAAUUCCUUUCACGCUUCUGCACUUCUGAUUUUAGUAACCUCCCCCCAGUUUACCUAUACAAAUCAGACAGGCCUCUCUCAGAGCUGGACGGUGUCCUCCUCGCCCUCUUGGGAGGACAGCCUUUGGCACGGGAGCUGUAGCCAUUGGCACGGCAACCUGCGCUCUCCCUGCAGAAGCCAAGCAGAAAAGGUAGAGCUGAUGAAGAAUAUCUGUUCAUGAGAACUGCUGCUGCUUCUGGAGUAAUGCUAAUUUUUUUCAUCCUUGAAGCUGAGGGACACCUGCUGCCCUGCUCUUGAGGUUGCAAAAACUGAUUUUGCUUAAAUAAUGUGAGUCUUCCCUCCUCACUCUGCUUUUAGGGCGCAGAGCAGGGAGGACUGCACACACAAACCAGCAGAAUUUUAUUUUCCACAGCGAAGCUGCGAGGGUAGUUGGCAGCGACAAGCCCCGGCCAUUGAUUUGUCAGCUGGAAAGGGUUGCAAAAUCUGCAUUUCAGAAACAAAAGGCCCGGCCAUUUUUAGACCCAGAGUUUGCAUGUCUUUACCGCCCCUUCCAUCUAAGGCAGAGUGGAAGGGAGCAGGGGCUUCCCCAUCCUCCCGGUAAGGACUCCCCAGGCAGCAGCAUCCUCCAUCUCUGGGCUGGGGAGAGAGGGGGAUUCCCGGAUUGAUGGCUUCCCUCAGGAAAGCCGCCACAGCUGAAAUCUUGUGUUUUAGCUGCCUGUACAGUUGCCAGAUCCAUUUAGUGCAUAAUUCAUUUUGCUCUCAGGGAUAUACAAAGGGUUUUUAUGAAUGCUAAAUUAUGUAAACAAGGGUUUGAUUCUUUCUUUCUGUCUGUUCCAGGAUGGAAACAUUAAUAGAAGAGCCAGGGGACUUUGAA